GGGCGCAUGACAUUAUUGAGCUCACUGCACAGCGUGUACUCUCGCAAUGGCGUUUAAGUGGUUGAAAAAACUGAUCCCAGGGAAAAAGUCCCGCAGGAAGGAGGAGAUGCAGCGAAAACAGGAGGAGCUGAAGCUGAAAGAGGAGGGGCUGAAGCUGAAAGAGGAGGAGUUAAAGCAGAUAGAAGCGGAGUUUAGUCAGAAAGAGGAGGAGUUUCAGGAGAAAGAAGAAGAGUUUCAGGAGAAAGAGGAGGAGUUACAGCUGAAAGAGGAGGAGAUGCAGGAGAAACAAGAGGAGAUGCAGCAAAAAGAGGAGGAGAUGCUUCUGAAACAGGAGGAGUUGCGGCAGAAAGAGGACAUGCAGCUGCAGGAAGAUAAAGAGAUGCUGCAGUAUAAGAAGGAGAUGCAGCAGAAAGAGAAGGAGAUGGAGCUGCAGAUGCAGCAGAAAGAGAGGAAGAUAUGGCUGCUGAAAGAGGAGAUGCAGCAGAAAGGGAAGGAGAUGGAGCUGCAGAUGCUGCAGAAAGAGAAGGAGAUGUGGCUGCUGAAAGAGAAGAUGCAGCAGAAAGAGGAGGAGAUGGAGCUGCAGUGGCAGCAGAAAGAGAAGGAGAUGUGGCUGCUGAAAGAGGAGAUGCAGCAGAAAGAGACGGAGCUGGAGCAGAAAGAGACGGAGCUGGAGCAGAAGGAGAUGGGGAUGCAGCUGCUGAAAGAGGAGAUUGUGCAGAAAGUGAAGGAGAUGCUGGAUGAAGAGAAGGAGAUGCAGCAGAAAGAGGAGGAGCUGGAGCAGAAAGAGAAGGAGAUGCAGCGGCAGGAAGAGGACCUUCUGCAGAAAGUCAAUAAUAUGCUGGUAGAAGAUAAAGAGAUCCUGCAGAAAGAGAUGGAGAUGCGGCAGCUGAUAGAGAAGGAGAUGAGGCAGCUGAAAGAGCAGAUGAAGCAGCAAGAAAGGGAGAUGAAGCAGAAAGAAAGGGAGGUGAAGCAGAAAGAAAGGGAGGUGAAGCAGAAAGAAAGGGAGGUGAAGCAGAAAGAAAGGGAGAUUAAGCAGAAAGAAAGGGAGAUGAAGCAGAAAGAAAGGGAGAUGAAGCAGGAAGAGAAGGAGAUGGAGCAGGAAGAGAAGGAGAUGGAGCAGGAAGAGAAGGAGAUGGAGGAGGAAGACAAGGAGAUGGAGCAGAAAGAGUAGGAGAUUGAGCAGAAAGAGGAGAUUCUGAUACAGAGGAGCGGCUUAAGGAGAAAGAUACAGAAGCAAAAAAUGUGAUGAAUAUGAUGAGUGCUGAGAGCAUAGCAGCAGGGCGAUUGACAGCUCCAGCAAAAAAAAAUAAAAUAAAAAAUAAAAUAAAAUGUAUAUAUACACAUAUGAAUAAAGAUAACUAAAGUAUUAAAAGUCCUCCACAGGGAGGGGGUGGCAUUGGGUCAUAAAGAUCAUCA
Molecule: messenger RNA, 1416 nt
Organism: Astyanax mexicanus (Mexican tetra)
Lineage: Eukaryota; Metazoa; Chordata; Actinopteri; Characiformes; Acestrorhamphidae
Product: golgin subfamily A member 6-like protein 22
Exons: 1
Coding region: 47-1171 (374 amino acids)
Source: RefSeq, a predicted model, not a curated record